Rhinocladiella mackenziei CBS 650.93 is the source of this 462-nucleotide messenger RNA. RefSeq lists its product as uncharacterized. The transcript has 7 exons. Lineage: Eukaryota; Fungi; Ascomycota; Eurotiomycetes; Chaetothyriales; Herpotrichiellaceae. The coding region runs from base 1 to 462 and encodes 153 amino acids. The record is from RefSeq and is a predicted model, not a curated record.
AUGGCGCACAACGUGCAACUCGAUAUUGAAAUCAACAACAAAUCAACUCGAUGCGAGCGAUUACGAGCAAAUUUCUCGGGGGUGACAAAGAAUGUUGUGGUGUGCAGGAAGAAAUUGACGCAAUCCGAUGAGGUGCUGCAAAAGCGUGCUGGGUAUGCUGAGGCGAUCAUGAUGCAACAGUAUGGCGAGGUCAACAAUCGCAUUUGUCAUCAUUGUGGAAAUUCGUCCGGUCCCUUCACAGAAUGUCGUUCAGUCGCUGGUGAGCACAAUGGUGCCUGUGCCAACUGUCAUUUCCAGCAACGUGCAGCUUAUUGUUCUCUCAAUGCCCGUAUCCAGGAUCCUGCUCGAACUCCAGAGAAGAAGAAAGCGAAACGUGGAUCCAAACGUGCUCGUGCAGAGGCUGCUCCUGUAGAGACAGCUGAUGAUGAUCCGGAUGAAAAUGAUGAUAAUCAAUCGGAGUGA